Messenger RNA from Periophthalmus magnuspinnatus, 3240 nucleotides. RefSeq names its product GON-4-like protein. Gene Ontology annotation, biological process: regulation of DNA-templated transcription. The transcript is spliced from 22 exons. Gene Ontology annotation, molecular function: transcription coregulator activity. Lineage: Eukaryota; Metazoa; Chordata; Actinopteri; Gobiiformes; Gobiidae. The coding region runs from base 206 to 3187 and encodes 993 amino acids. Gene Ontology annotation, cellular component: nucleus. The record is from RefSeq and is a predicted model, not a curated record.
GGCUCACCCCGGAAGUGCAGCUCGGCGGCGGUAAACUGAAGUAUCAUAAGACAUUAUUAUAGUCUUAUUUUUAUGUUCUAGAUCAGUGGUGUGAGCUGCGGGUCUGGUACCGUGGUCUGCGGAGGUCAAGGGACACAUCGGACACUCACGCGGUCCACGGCCCGUGCUCUAUCUCUGUCCCCGGGGUCAGAGGUCAUGCUCCAAAAUGAACCCUGCCCGAAAACGCCCCAAACUUUCCCACAGUGCACCUCCUCUGCGAACGUCAGAGGGCGGGACCACAGAUGAGGAGGACGAGUUCCUAUUGGUCGAAGAAGACGCUACUGACUCAAGCCUCGUCAUCACCAUGGAUGGGAGUCGAGUGAAGGCAAAAAAGAAGAGGAGGAAACAAACUGAAGCUGAAGGAGGCGUGGUUUUGGAGAGUGAGCUUGAGAUUGACAGGCAGCUCGACCAAUCACUGGAGACCAAAUCUAAACAGCACAACCUUACAGCUGCCAACGUCAAGACCAUCCUCCAUGAGGUAAUCACAAACGAACAUGUGGUGGCUAUGAUGAAGGCAGCGAUCAAUGACACAGAAGCCCCGCCUCCUUUUGAACUGAAGAUGACACGAUCGAAGCUGAAGGAGGUGGUGGAGCGUGGUGUGGUGAUCCCAGCCUGGAAUCUGUCUCCGAUAAAGAAAUCAAACAACGCCAACAAGCCUCCUCAGUUCGUGGACAUGGCCCUGGCUGAUGAAGACUCCUCAGAUGAAGAGUACCGACCUGAUGAAGAUGAGGAGGAUGAGACAGCUGAAGACACGUUUCAGGAGAGUGACCUGGAGAGCACGGCAUCUUCACCACAAGGCGGUAGAGUCCGAGACGAGUCCAAUAGUCCCUGGCAGACAUCUCGAAGCCUCUCUCACCGUCUGAGGACCGAGCCUGUGCCCAUGGGCCCACCCCCUCCACCAAAAGUCAUGCCCAUACAGUGUUUGAGUGACAGCCCCAGGGCUCCGCUCCCUUGCCCUUUGAUUGACAGGAGGAGUGUGAGUGACAGCACGUUCCUCGAGAAACUCCAUGCUGUCGAAGAGGAGUUGAGUGUCUGUGGACAGUCCUACCAGCCUCUGCAGAAUUCUUCUUUGGACCUGAUGGCACGGAGGACCCGGUCCAAGAGGCCGCUCACGGAUGUUCCUCUGGGACAGCUUGAGGCGGAGCUCCGAGAACUCGCACCGGACUUCAACGAGACCAGAUCCUCCCAGGACCAGGAGGAGGACCGGGACUGGACCGACUGGCUCCGAGGACUCAUGACCUCCGACGUGGAAGAGGAGGCAGACGAUGAGGACGACCCAGAGUAUAAUUUUUUGGCGGACGCAGAUGAGCCAGACCUGGAGGAUUACAGAGACGACAGAGCUGUGAGGAUCACCAAGAAGGAGGUGAACGAGCUGAUGGAGGAGCUCUUUGAAACGCUGAAGGAAGACCUGGCCUCUCAGGACGUGGACGAAGAGGGACACGAGGAAGAGGAGGAGACGACUGAGACCCCCGCACCCCACACCCAGUCCUCAGAGGCCCCAGUCUUGGACCCAGAGCCUGUCUUGGAGCUGAGGACAGUCCGGCAGCAGUUGGACUUUCUCCGUAAACACCUGACACAGACAAAAGCACUGGAGGUUACGGAGCCAGUGACACUGUCCCUGAACACAGCGCACAAGAAGAGACUGCAACAGCAAAUACAACAGCACGUCCAGCUCCUGACCCAAAUCCAUCUGCUCUGUGCCCCAGUGCCCAGCCUCCAGACCCAGGCCCACACCACCAGGCACUUUCUGGUGGAACUGGACUUCCUGGGUCAGGGGGCAGAGCUGGUGAUGUCAUCACGUGGUUUUUAUGGACGUAGCAGCGCGUUCAGAGUGUGUAACCUCCAGGGGGCGCUACAGCUGCUGGAGGAAACCAGAGUCCAACCAAUCAACUACACCGUCCCCAACCCCCGAGCCGACAGCAGAGGCCACAUUAAAUCGUACCCGCUGGUGCCUGCCGAGCUUGCCUGGUUCUUCGCCACACGCUCAGUCUUCCUCUACCCUGAGCUACUGCCCUGUGCCAGCCUGGACCCUGCGUGCUACUGCCCCCGGAGGAGCAACGCCUUCACUGCGGCCGAGGACUGUCUCCUGGUGUUGGGUCUUAGGACUCUGGAGGGAACCUUGGACCCAGUGCGUUUGGUCUCAGAGUUUCUCGUGAGGAAGAAUCUAUGUCAGGUGCGUCGCCGCAUUCUGCAGUGUUGUCGCCCCGGCAACAGUGACAACAUCGUCAAGGCGUUCAGGUUCCAGAGAGUCGUGUGGCCGAUGCCCAAAGCCUGCUCCCCUCAGACCGAACUGCGUCCCCCGAUAGAGAGGGACGAGCGCUGUCUCCCUCUGUGGAUCGCUAGGAGUCUCCCGGUGCUGCACUCUGCCAUUCGGCGCCUAAACUCCAAGGCUCCACCCCCCUCAAGCACACCCCGCCCCCGCUGCAGUCAGCUGACCCUGCUGCGCUCUGAUUGGUCAGGACCAUUUCCAGCAGGGACCAGUUUCCCACUGCGACUUCCCAAAAACGAACUUGAAUUUCGACGAAUUGGCUUCGUCCUACUGCACCCGCCCCCUGAUAACCCUCCAAUUACAGAGUCGCUGGGGGAGGGGACCUGGUCAGUCACGGAAGAGAUGGAGAGGCGGCCAGUCACAGUGCGGGAGGAGGAGUUAAGGUGGUCAGUCACAGCACGGGAGGAGGUGGAGAGCCAACCAAUCACAGAGCGGGAGGAGGCAGGAGGGCGGCCAAUCAAAGAGCUGGAGAAAACGGGGAAAUGGCCAAUGAGGAUGAAGGACUCGGACCACGCCUCUCAGCAUGCAACAGGGCAGGAAGUAGACUCCCAGCAUGCCCCAGGGCAGAGGCCAGAAAGUGAUGUCACAGAUGAGCAACAGGAGGAAGGAGUGGUGCGAGCGCAGAACGUCUGUGUGACCAACGGGAAACGUGUUGUGGUUUGGACCAGGGAGGCGGACCGAGAGCUCCUAUUGGCCGUUCAGAAGGGAGGAGCCAAUGAGAAAACAUUUAGAGCUGUGUCGUUGCGGCUUGGCAACAAGACGCUGGUGGAGGUCAGACUGCGAUUCCGUGACCUCAUGACCCUCUUCCACUCAUCCAAUCACAGAGCAGUGUCCUGUUCCACCCAGGAACCAAUCAGACGACAGAAGGCCCCAGACUGAUCGGCCAAUCACUGCAUGGCGUUUAUUUAUGUGUAAUUUAUCUAAAAACAGGG